This is a messenger RNA of Rhagoletis zephyria (snowberry fruit fly), 1386 nucleotides long. The record is from RefSeq and is a predicted model, not a curated record. Lineage: Eukaryota; Metazoa; Arthropoda; Insecta; Diptera; Tephritidae.
CAUAGGAAGCAGCUGAAGAAGGAGUCGGUCGAUCUGGCGCUGGCCCACUACGACAACUUCUACUCGAAGGUGUACCAGGAGCAGUGGCAAUCGAUUCGCCUGGGUCUGCUUUCGCCGAACAAGUACGCCGCCAUUGUCAACCAUUUUGGCGACUCGGAGGCGGUGCAGAUUGCCCUCAGACAGGCGGGGGCCUACGAUCUGCAGUACAUCUACGAGAAGAACCUCAGGCGGAUACUGCGACAGCUGGAGAAGAAGCGCUUCUUUGCCGCGAGAAAGGCCGAAAAGAGGAGGGGUGAUGCUGAGGAGGGAAGGGCAGAGAUGAGCUCUGAUGAUGAACACGUUCAUCCGAGCAUACUGGAGGCAUCCGGAGCGACCUCUGAUUCUGAAUUCGAAUCAAUCAACGCCUUCUUCACCGACUCAGAGGGCGGCGGCGAAGACGGCGGCGGUUUCAUCAACGAGGCGCAGAUGGACCUCAAUCUAAACGACUACGUGCCCGUCUCCGACCUGAAGUACGCCGAGGAGACGGUGGACGACGCGGACUACUUCAAGUUCUACGACAUUCACUCGGAGGUGCCGGUGACGGUGGUCGAGCAGAACGUCCUCCGCUACCCCACCAACCUCAGUCUGUUCACCUUUCCGCGCAACAACUUCUCCACCUUUCCCUCGCCGAAGCUCCGUCAGACGAACCUCUUCGACUACUACCUCAUCGACGCCGCGUCCGCCCUGCCCGCCCUGUUGCUGGACAUCCAGGAUGGCGACUACGUAGCCGACUUCUGUGCCGCACCGGGCGGCAAGUCGCUUCUGCUCUACCUGAUGCUCAAGGACUGCCGCUUCUUCCUCAAUGAGAAGUCGCUCUCUCGCUUCAAACGGCUACAGAACGUCUUUGCCUCCUUUGUGCCCCGUAGCAGCCAGGCGAACAUCGAGUUCUGCAACUGCGACGCCAACAGCCUCCGCAUCUCAAAGCCGAACACCUUUGACCGGAUUCUCGUCGAUGCGCCGUGCUCCAACGACCGCCACUCGCUGUAUGUCAACGACAAUAACAUCUUUGCGCCGAAGCGCAUCAACGAGCGCAUCGGCCUCCCUUCCCAGCAGAUGGACCUCCUCCUCAGCGCCCUGUACGCCGUCCGGCCAGGGGGCACCGUCGUCUACAGCACCUGCAGUCUGUCGCCCAUUCAGAAUGACGGCGUCGUCCAUAUGGCCCUCCAGCGACUCGCCCAGGAAGGGAGCACCAGCACUUUUAGUGUGGUCAACCUAAAAGAGGCGCUGCGGCCGCUGAGGGGCGUCUUUGCGCUGAACCACAGCUUCAAGUACGGCACCCAGGUGGUGCCCUUUCUGCCCUCCAACUUUGGACCGAUGUACUUCGCCAAGUUGGUGCGCACUGCCUAG